AUGCCAGAAAUCGCCUGGUUGCCGUUAGCACUCGUCGGAAAUCGCCUGGAAUACCGGAAGCUCUCGUCGGAAAUCGCCUCAACAGAGCUCUCGCUUCUCACUAAGUGCAAAGUGAUUUCGCCCCCGGGGUCAUCCCUAUUUAUAGGGCGAGGGUUUGCAACGGUACACCUCGAGAAACCAAACGGCGCAUUAAUGCGCCGCGCACCAUCAUUGCUUCCACCACGUGUCGCUCAUCCUAUGGGGGGACUGACGGCACGCGAGGCGCGGAAGUCGAAGCGCUCAGAUGUCCCUUCAUCCGUCCACUCGACGCGACCUUCUGACUUCGCCAACUCCAGCCUCUAA
Messenger RNA from Prunus armeniaca (apricot), 342 nucleotides. The record is from the annotation of a GenBank genome assembly. NCBI's taxonomy places the organism in Eukaryota, Viridiplantae, Streptophyta, Magnoliopsida, Rosales, Rosaceae.